GAAUCUAAGUAAGACAGAGAAGCUGUUAGCUGCUAAGAAGAAGGUAAUCCCGUAUUUGGGAUCAUCGUUGACAACUGCUUUCGCAGCUGUCACGUCACGCGUUCCGUAUAAUUAUCAUAUGUCGUAUGGAUUAAAUAAUGCGCAGCAACACAAUGCAGUUUUGCUGCGAAAUGCUCCUUAUCCAUAUAAUUAAAAUAAUGACAUUACGAAGUGAUGAUGUUAAUUCUUUAAAUGUUACAAACUAUUGGAAUACAAUGUUAAAAUAUUUUACUAAAAACCUGAAGGAAUUCAAAUUGCAAAAACAGUUACAAGUGCAAGGGGCUUUGAAUAAACAGCAGGACUCAAAUGUAACAGAUGAAUCUGUAUCACAGUGCCAAACAAAUUGCCAAAUUGAAAAGGUGGAUGAAUUCUAUAAUCAAAAGGAUCAGAAUGAAGUAAAGUAUAUGGAGAAACAAUAUGGGAAACAUAUAAACAAUAUGGAUGUUAUACAGAAAGAAGAAAAUAUAAUAAAUAAUUUUCAUGGUGCUAGUAACUUUCAAAAUACAAUCGAAAUUAAAACAAUGGAUAAUAAUGAGAUAGCAGAGAAAAGCUUACCUGUAUUAGAGAAUUACACGGAAAGUACUGCAUUACAUGAAAGUGAUAAUAAAGAUGUCAUGCAUUUGAGUCUUCAACCAGAUUUUCAACAAUCUCUGGGAGAUGAAAGAUAUAACUUAAAUGUUGCUGUGUCUAAUGGACCAUCGACAGUGCAGAAAGAAUAUUUGCUAGAAAUGGCCUCAGAAGUUGCUCAUGCUCUUACUGACAAUACAGAUCAGAACGAACCACCAAGUUUGUUUGAUCUUGAUCUGAAAUGCCGCAAUCAAUUUUUAAGUUCAUGUCUUGAGGAACAAAAGCAACUUGUAAGUGACUUACAUGUUCAAGUUAGUCGUUAUCAUAGCAGAGUGGCCGAAUUGGAAGGAAUUUUAGCCACAAAGGAUUCUGAGUUUGAUGCCAAACUCGUUCGCGAGAUAAAUCCUCUGAAGGAGCAGUUACAGGUCCACGCGCAAACCACUGGUAUUUUAAUAGCGGAAAAGGCAGAGCUUACUGCAGCUUUAACACAGAGUCAGAGGACUGCAAAACAAAAUUCAGAAGAAAUAGAAGAGAUGAAUGGAAAAUUGAAACACAGCCAGCUUCGUAUUAAUGAGCUUGAAAAAGAUUUGGUUCAAAUGAGAAGUAAUUCUACUGACACCCAGAAAAACGCUCAGCAAGUGCAACAAGUCUAUGAUGAGCUUGAGAAGAAAUAUUAUGAACUCAGAAAAGAAAAAGAGGAUUUGGAAUUGGAAACAUCAGAAUUAAAACAGAAGCUAAAUUUAAAGAACACCGAAUUUAUUACACUGCAACAGGAAUUCCAAGAGAAAGCAGCCUUACUUUCCUUAAAUGAAUUAAGGAUACAACAGCUAACUGAUACAUCGCAAACGUUAGAAUCCCAGCAUCAAACUGUAACGAUAUUAGAGCAACAAUUGGCUCAAAUGAGAGAAACUUUGAAGUUGGUGAAUAAUGAAAAAGACGAAGCCAGUAAACAGUAUCAAAAUUAUGUUAGACAAUUAGAUGCACAGCAGGCAAAAUUGCUUAAUGAGAUUGAAAGCGGAAAGAAAAUAAUUAGUGAUUUAGAAAACAGAGAGAAAAGUUAUAUACAACGUUUAUCGGAUUUGGAACAGCAAUUGCAACACGAAAAAGAGAAAAACGAAGCUAUACUUUCAUUGCAAGAUCACAAUGAUGAAAUUGCUAACUUAAGAAACAUUGAGGAACAUCUGACUACACAACAGGAAAGACUUCAAAUCGCGUUAUCCGACAGGGAUGCAAAAAUUGAAAUGUUAAUAAUGGAAAUACAAGAAUUACGGAAUACAAAAGAUGAUGGAACUGAUGCAGCAAAAUUAGUACAGGCUCUUGAAAGCGAAAAACUUGGUGCAUCCAGAGCUGUUUCACAAAAUCAACAGUUAAAGGAACAACUAACUGAAAUGGAAAAUGCUUUUGUUACUCUUAGUAAUACUAAGUUGGAUUUGACCGAACAGCUCCAAGCUGAACGAAAUAUUGGUCGAAAAUUAAAUGCAAGAUUGAAUACUGUUGAGAUGGAAACGGAUAAUCUCAAAGAAAAAUUAAGGGAAAAGGAAACAUUAUUAGUAGAAUUAGAGAAAGAAAAAUUGCAAAAUGCACAAAUUGCAGAUCAAAUACAACAUUAUCAAGCACAGUCUCACCAUGCUCACACACUGCAACAAGAAUUACAAAAUGCUUUGGUAUAUAUAGAAAAUUUAAAAAAAGAAAAUGAAGAUCUCGCGAAAAAACUGGAGAAUAAAACACAAGGAGAGACACAUUUAUUCGGAGAAGCUGUAAACCUUAAUAAUGGAGACCAGUCUAUAACAAAUAAUGAGCAAAAUUGUAAUGAUAUUGUAACAACGCAAAACUUACCACUGCCAGAAGAUAGAAAUAGUUCAGACAAUUUUGGACCUAUUGCACAAUUAGAAAAAAGGUUUAAGGAAACGAUGGAAAAGGUUGCCGAAUUAACUGAUGAGAAACAGAAAUUGGAACAUCUUGUUCUUCAGCUUCAAGGUGAAACAGAAACUAUAGGAGAAUACAUUACUUUAUAUCAAAAGCAACGAGCUAUUUUAGGAGAUAGAUGGAAGGAAAGAGAGCAAACUUUCCGUCAAUUAGUGGAGCAACGUAAUCAGCAACAGGAACAAUUGCAUAAAUUAAAAGUAUUAGUUACCGAGUUGCUUAAAAAACACCCCGAAACACUAACAAGUCCCACAGAAACCUGUAUGGAUUGUCAUAAAGAUAUAAAUGCCGACACUCCCACGCUCUCGGAAAAUGAAACCCAGAAAAAUGCGGAAAUACCAUUAAUAGAAGACAAAACUGCAUCAAAUAUUCUUGAUCUUCUUACAGAAAUCAAAGACUGUAGAGAUACAUGUAUUAUAGAACCUAACUUUCAUCCAUGCCCAUGGUGCUCUGGAAGGCUCAUCACUGUGUAAUCACGAAUGAUAAAUUGUUUAAUCUUUGUUAAAAAUAAAUUAUAUUUAUAAGAUAAAUUAGUUAUAUAGAAAAUAGUAAUAUUUGUAUAUAGAGUUCUUAGACUUUUUUAAACCUCUGUAUCUAUUUCUGUAAAAGUGUGGACUAAGAUUUUUAUCCAAGGAAAGUUGCUUUAUAAAUAUACAGUGCCUUGAAUAAUUUCUCAAA
Messenger RNA from Solenopsis invicta (red fire ant), 3207 nucleotides. RefSeq names its product golgin subfamily A member 2. The record is from RefSeq and is a predicted model, not a curated record. NCBI's taxonomy places the organism in Eukaryota, Metazoa, Arthropoda, Insecta, Hymenoptera, Formicidae. Bases 138 to 3002 code for a protein of 954 amino acids. The transcript has 13 exons. Gene Ontology annotation, biological process: Golgi organization. Gene Ontology annotation, cellular component: Golgi cisterna membrane; Golgi apparatus; cis-Golgi network.